CGACCUGUCUGCGGCGGCAGGAGGAGGAGGAGGUGCAGCAGGAGGAGGAGGAGGAGGAGGAGGAGGACAGGGGACACAUGACUCCGGAGGAAUUUCCCUCCGCUGCUCCCGUCCUUUGUGUAGCGCAGUGAGUUGAGUGUGGGAGCCGCAGGGUGAGAGGCAGAGGAGAGGGGGACACACAGAGGAGAAGAAGGAGAAGAAGAGAUGUCGGAACAACCAGCCACAAACCCCGCUGCCACCACGUACCCUGCCCCGACGAUCUCUCUCCCCCUGGGACUGGAAGUACUCAGGACUUACUCUGGAGCUCUGGUCUGCUUAGAAAUAUUAUUUGGGGGUUUGGUAUGGAUCCUGGUGGCCUCCUCCAACGUGCCCGUGCCUCUGCUGCAGGGCUGGGUGAUGUUCGUCUCCGUCACCACCUUCUUCCUUUCCUCCGUCUACCUCGCGAUCCUCGUCACCGGCCUGGCUGACCGCAUCAACACCGACUGGAACUUCUUGGAUGUGUUUUACCAUUUCAUAGCUCUGCUGUUCUACUUCGCCGCCUUCGUGUUGGAGGCAGCGACCACAGCAGCAAGAGGAGAGGCCCACAUCAACAGCACUGAAUGUGGCUGGUGUUCUCCAAACCCUCGAGGCAACAUAAUGACAGUCCUGAAUGAAACGCAGUACGGUAUUAAUGUGGCAGCCACGAUAUUUGCAUUCAUAGUGACCCUAUGCUAUGGCUGCAGUAUGGUGAUGGGCUUCAAGAGGUGGAUGGUGUAACCUGGGAAAAAACAACGUAAACAAAUUCUACAAACGCUGCGUAACUUCAGCAUAAAACAUCACAACAUCCACCCAAAGCUCCAGAAAAAACAACUGCUACACAGCUUUUAUUUGAGUACAAACUCGAUAAUUUCCCGAUGGGAAACUCCUGUCAGCGAGCGAUCACAGCGUCAAAGCUACACAGGGAGAGUGUGGAGAAAAGGAAUUCUGCCUCAGUCAAAACAUCUGUCAAGAUUUCUGGAAAAUAAUAUUCCCGCAGGAUUCCAAUCGUCUGAGGUUUGGUUUCAAGCUCUGUAGGUUGAGUCUGCGUUGAAGGUAUUUUGAGAACAACGUUAAAGGAAAAGUAGUUAUUGUCCAGUUAGCACCAUAUGAUUUGUAUUCCUCUGCUGCUAACCCGAUGAUUUCACUGCUUUGCCAGGAAAAUCUAUGUGGGAAGUUUGGGAACGUUGUGCCUUUUGAGGCUCAUUCGGGCUCAUUUUACGAGAUGCAAGUGACGCCUCUGACAGUUGUGGUUUUGUUUUCUUACCCGCUUUGUUAAUCAUACAGAUAUUGACCCAUUUCCUGAGUCAUAUCCUCACUGGAGGAGAUAUUUCCCAUCGCCAUGACCACAAAAACCCGUCUAUGUUCUGUGUAUGCAGCUGAAAGGAUAUGCACAACAAGACCUGAUGGAAAAGACCCUGAAAGGCAAAGUGAUUGUUUUUACUGUCCUCCAGUUACUUUGGUGCUAAAGUGCCGCAGACCCACUCUAGAUUAAACAUGUGGCCAUUAUUUAAACUGUGAGUUUAUCUGAUGUUUGAAUUGCAAAGGUUUGAUUACUAGUUAAUAGCACUUUUUGUCAACUUUUAUCAGUAUAUACAGCAUAAAUAUUUUUCACCAAAUUGUAACUAUUGCGCUAUUCAGUCAAUGUAGUAUCUGUUGCUGUUUAAACUUUAAUGAGUGCUGUGUGUGACUAACUCUAGUGACUUAGUGAUAAAUAUAACUCGACCAAGGUCUGGAUUCAUUUGUUUUGAGGCUUUUUACUAAAAUCUAAUAAUCUAAUCUGAGCAUCAAUAAAAAUGCUUUUGUCACCUGCUAGAUUUCAAAUAACAGUGAUCGGUGGAUUGUUUAUAUGCUUUAAGUAGUAGGUUUUUACUGUUUGACCAUUAUUGUAUUUGUAUGGAUACAUCAUUAAAUUUUCCAAAUCAA
Hippoglossus stenolepis (Pacific halibut) is the source of this 1941-nucleotide messenger RNA. It is a transcript of the gene mal2, whose product is annotated as mal, T cell differentiation protein 2. The record is from RefSeq and is a predicted model, not a curated record. Bases 205 to 756 code for a protein of 183 amino acids. Gene Ontology annotation, biological process: myelination. Gene Ontology annotation, cellular component: membrane. The transcript is spliced from 4 exons. Gene Ontology annotation, molecular function: structural constituent of myelin sheath. NCBI's taxonomy places the organism in Eukaryota, Metazoa, Chordata, Actinopteri, Pleuronectiformes, Pleuronectidae.